AUGUCCUCACCAACCCCCCUCGAACCCCUAAUCCACCCCCUCUUCGACCCCCUCUUCGACCCCUCAACCUCAACAUUCACCUACCUCGUCGCCUGCCCGUCCACCCUCUCCGCCAUCAUCAUCGAUUCCGUGCUCGACUUCGACCCUGCCACCUCUCUUAUCACCACCACCACCGCCGACUCCUUACUCUCCCUCAUCCGCUCCCAAAACUACAAAAUUGUCAAGAUUCUAGAGACGCACGUGCACGCCGACCACCUUACUGCCUCUCGGUAUUUGCAGACGAAACUCGCUGCUGAUGAAGCGAAUGGAGGUAUCAAGCCCGAGAUUUGCAUCGGCAAAAGGAUUGUGGAAGUCCAAAAAAGGUUUGCGGAGAAGUACGGGAUUCCGAGGGAGGAGUGGGAGGGGGCGUUUGAUAGGGUGUUUGAGGAUGAGGAGGAGUUUAGUGUGGGGGAGUUAAAGGGGAAGGUGAAGCAUUUGCCGGGACAUACGCCGGAUCACGUUGGGUAUUUGGUUGGGUCCAAUAUCUUCUGCGGCGAUUCCCUCUUUGAUCCCGAAGUUGGGUCCGCGCGGUGUGACUUCCCGGGUGGUAAUGCCCACGCAUUAUACAACUCAGUCCAAACCCUCUUCUCCCUGCCCGCCCACUACAAGAUCUACAUAGGCCACGACUACCCCUCCCCCGACUCCCGCUCUCCUCAGCCCUACACCACGGUCGCCGACCAGAAGCGGCUGAACAAGCACCUGAAAGACGGCACAACAAAAGAGCAGUUCGUCAACUGGAGACAGGAGCACGACUCCGGACUGGCGGAACCAAAACUCUUGCACCAGGCGCUGCAGGUUAAUGUCAGGGCGGGGAGGAUGCCGAGGGAUGGGAUGCUGAAGGUGCCUUUGAAGAUGCCGGGCGGGUGGAAGUUGUGA
Messenger RNA from Neurospora tetraspora, 915 nucleotides. Its product is annotated as beta-lactamase-like protein. The coding region runs from base 1 to 915 and encodes 304 amino acids. The transcript has 3 exons. Gene Ontology annotation, molecular function: sulfur dioxygenase activity. Lineage: Eukaryota; Fungi; Ascomycota; Sordariomycetes; Sordariales; Sordariaceae. Gene Ontology annotation, biological process: glutathione metabolic process; hydrogen sulfide metabolic process. The record is from RefSeq and is a predicted model, not a curated record.